This is a messenger RNA of Drosophila miranda, 1193 nucleotides long. Its product is annotated as transcription initiation factor TFIID subunit 5-like. Gene Ontology annotation, molecular function: protein binding; RNA polymerase II general transcription initiation factor activity. The transcript is spliced from 4 exons. The coding region runs from base 128 to 1156 and encodes 342 amino acids. The record is from RefSeq and is a predicted model, not a curated record. Lineage: Eukaryota; Metazoa; Arthropoda; Insecta; Diptera; Drosophilidae.
UACAGAAAAAUACCAUUCUAUUCCGCACGAAAAUCUAUAAAAAACCGCUGUGCUCCCGCUGGUUUGCAGUCAUUCAGGGAUCUCUCGAUAAGGAUUUUUCAGCAUAACUCCAACGAAAAGCAACGAGAUGUCGGAAAGCGAGAUGAUCAAACAGCCGAAGGAAGAAAACGCAACGGGCUCGACAGGCGAGGAGUCGCUCAAGGCGACCUUCGUGGCCGUGAGCGUGCUCCAUGUGGGGGGGGAGGCAAUCUGCGCCAGCCUCUCGGAGGACACCAGCCUGCUGGCCGUGGCCAGGGCAGACUGCUCGGUGCACGUCCUUCGGCUGAAGCUCCAUGUGAGCGGCGCAAAGGCGGACUGGACCCACGGCAAAACGACCACCCUCAGCGGUCACCAGGCCACCGUCUACCUCGGAUCGUUCUCGACCGACGGGUCGCAACUCCUGACGUGCUCGGCGGACUUCGGCAUGCGCAUGUGGAACGUACAGUCCGGCAGAUGUUUGGCCUUCUGCAGGCAAACCACCAGCUUCAUUCGAGGCAUCGCCUUCAUCUCGUACGCCUCUUCAUAUGCCACCGUCGAGGACGUUGGCUACGCAUCCAUCUGGAGGGCGGACGGAGAGAAGAUCGUUUGCACGAAGAGAGUGUUCCAGGAGCAAGAGCUGAAGGUCUGCAUAUUCCAUCCGAAAAAGAAAUACGUGGUCUCUGGAUCGACUUCCAGCAAGGUCCGCAUAUGGGACCCCGCCUGGGACCGCUAUACCACGGACCUCAUCGACUUCAACAGCACUGCGAUCACUGCCCUGGCCUUCACCUCGUGCGGCAGCUACAUGGCCGCGGGUGUCGCCGAGGGCCAAGUCAUCUUGCGGAACAUGAACUCCAAGCUCGUGGUGUGUAUCUUUCACCAGCACGCGGCUGCCAUUACCUCGAUGGCCUUCGACAGGGACAACUUUCGCCUAGCCGUGGGCAGCCGGGACGCCAAGAUGAGCGUCUGGGAGUUUGGGGCACCGGCCAUGGAGUCGCGGGCCAGCGACUGUGGACGCGUGCUGAAGGUUAGCUUCGUCAGCGACUCCCACCUGGUGGGCAUCUGCGUCGACGGGGAGGAGAGUAACCCACUUGCACUGAAAGCCCCAACUGGCUCUUCGAGCCCGCGAGAUUUUUUCUAGACGGUUAAUAAAUAAAUACGACUAACGAAACAUCUAA